Molecule: messenger RNA, 1543 nt
Organism: Daphnia carinata
Lineage: Eukaryota; Metazoa; Arthropoda; Branchiopoda; Diplostraca; Daphniidae
Product: UDP-N-acetylglucosamine transporter-like
Exons: 9
Coding region: 485-1528 (347 amino acids)
Biological process (GO): pyrimidine nucleotide-sugar transmembrane transport
Cellular component (GO): Golgi membrane
Molecular function (GO): UDP-galactose transmembrane transporter activity
Source: RefSeq, a predicted model, not a curated record
GAAGGUUGAAACCAAGGGAAAAAUGUGUCAUUCUUCCCUAGAUUUGAUCUAGUUUGUGAGCCAAUACAAAUCUUAAAGAGUCGAACAAUCUACCAAAACGCUCGUCUGCAUUGAACUAAUUCAUUACGAACUACCAGAAGGUAUAACAGCCGCAACAGGUGCCGCACAAAGAAGAACAGUAACACUGUAGUUUGAGAAUGGUGGUUCAACAAGUACAGAAGCCUUGUCUUUCAUGCAUCGUAACCUUGGCGAGGAAGAGAAAAAGAUGAUUACGACAAACGCCUCAGUCCAUACAGAAAUAACGGGUCCAUCAAUCAUCUCACGGGCGCUACUACGAUGACGGUAGACAACAAAGCAAGUGGCUUUAAUGGAGCGGAGCUGGCUGUUAACCUAACCUUUUCUACAACAGAGUUGUUUCUUAUUCAUUGGAUUCCAUUUCAUUUACGUGAAAACUAUGGUGGUUUAGCCCGAGUAAUAUAAGAAAAUGUUUAGAUCUUCAUCAGUCAUUCGCUAUGGCUUAUUGUUACUAUUAACACUGCAGAAUACUGCGACAAUACUCUGUUUACGGGCUUCGAUGAUCAACGCGGCUACGUCUAAAAAUAAGUACGUCGUAUCAACAUUGGUACUUACAAUGGAAGUAAUAAAACUCUUGCUGAUUCUCACUCUCCUCAUGACGGUGCAGCUGAAAUUUUCCAUACGAAAAACAGUCCAGCUGCUCUAUGACGAAAUAGUAUGCCGACCGUUUGACACGGUUCACCUGGCAUUGCCAAGCUUGUUGUAUGUCGUGCAAGACAAUUUAAUUAUUUAUUCAUUAUCUUGUCUCGACGCAGCCACAUAUCAAGUCACUUAUCAAGCGAGAAUCGUGACGACGGCGUUGUUUGCAAGGAUAUUGCUGAAACAAAAAUUGCCAGUGAAAAGAUGGAUUUCUCUCUUCUUAUUAAUGAUAGGGGUGAUUUUGACUCAACUUAAUGUCAACGAAGAAAGUGGUGGCUUCAGUUUCCGUUCGCAAAGAGAAGGAACAGUUUACGUCUUUGGACUUAUAGCGAUUAGCUGCGCUACGCUGACCAGCGGUUUCGCCGGGGUUUAUAACGAGAAACUUAUCAAAAAUGGAAAGCAAUCGUCUUUGUUAAUAAGAAGCAUUCAAUUAAGUUUGUUUUCUGUUCUUUUUGCCUCGUUAGGCGUUUUAAUGAAAGAUGGUAGUACGGUUAUCAAUCAAGGCUAUUUUCAUGGAUAUAGUCCUUUUGUGUGGUUGAUAGCAACUAUGCAGGCAUCAGGAGGAAUAAUAGUUGCUGGCAUUAUGAAGUACGCAGAUAAUAUUUUAAAAACAUUUGCAACUUCGAAUUCAAUAGUUUUAUCCUGUAUUCUUUCUUAUAUCUUACUGGAUGAUUUUAAUGUAACGCCGAUAUUUAUUGUCGGAACUUUAUUCAUCGUAUUAGCUACGUUUUUGUAUACGACCGCUAUAGAAAAGCGAAGUCUACAGCUAGAGUUGACAGUUUUGCAUCCAUGGGGAUCACCGAAAAUUUUAUGAAACAUUUAUUUAUGU